UCUGGGCUGUUCCCCCAUAGACUCAAGGCCGGCCCAGAGUGGCUAAGAGCAAAGCAAACAGCCUUAUCGUGAAAGUGUGGGGCCCCGACUAUAAAUAGAGGAGCCGCUUGAGUCCUCCCCUCACUCAAGAUGAAACUCCUUCUGCUGGUCACUCUGCUCACAGGUGCUGCUGCACACAGCAUCAGCCCUCGGGCUGUGUGGCAGUUCCGCAAUAUGAUCAAGUGCACCAUCCCCGGGAGUGAUCCCCUGAAGGAAUACAACAACUAUGGCUGCUACUGUGGCUUGGGCGGCUCAGGUACUCCGGUGGACGAAUUAGACAGAUGCUGCCAGACUCACGACCACUGCUACACUAAGGCAAAGAAGCUGGAUAGCUGUAAAUUCCUCAUAGACAACCCCUACACCAAUACAUACUCAUACUCGUGCUCCGGGAAUGAGAUCACCUGCAGUGACAAAAAUAAGCCUUGUGAGGCCUUCAUCUGCAACUGUGACCGUGAGGCCGCCAUUUGUUUCUCCAAGGCUCCAUACAACAAGGAGAACAAAAACAUUAAAUGCUAGAUUUGUCACCUCACUUACUGGUACACCCUCCCUGUCUGCCUGGUUGU
This is a messenger RNA of Peromyscus eremicus (cactus mouse), 602 nucleotides long. It is a transcript of the gene Pla2g1b, whose product is annotated as phospholipase A2 group IB. Bases 130 to 555 code for a protein of 141 amino acids. NCBI's taxonomy places the organism in Eukaryota, Metazoa, Chordata, Mammalia, Rodentia, Cricetidae. Gene Ontology annotation, biological process: fatty acid biosynthetic process; positive regulation of fibroblast proliferation; lipid catabolic process. The transcript is spliced from 4 exons. The record is from RefSeq and is a predicted model, not a curated record. Gene Ontology annotation, molecular function: signaling receptor binding; calcium ion binding; phospholipid binding.